This is a messenger RNA of Arabis nemorensis, 1074 nucleotides long. The record is from the annotation of a GenBank genome assembly. Lineage: Eukaryota; Viridiplantae; Streptophyta; Magnoliopsida; Brassicales; Brassicaceae.
AUGGUAGUUCCUCCUGUAUAUGAAGUCCACAAGCUGAUAGACUAUGAAAUGCUACCUCAUCGAGUUAAAGCUGUUGCCUGUAAUACACAUCGGAAUAGGAUGGGAGCACCCAAUGAUAUUGAGAUCUUUGCUGUAGCCUGUGAGACAAGGGUUUACUGUUUUGAGGUUCCUAGUGGAAAAGUACCUAGAGUGGAGUUCGAAGUGUUCAUAGACAAUAAUAUAUUUUAUUCGGAUCAAUUCAACGAUGAGUUUGGUGUGGUAGAGUGGGGAUGUAUACACGAACGAAGGGAUCCUUAUUAUAUCCUUGUUGCAGGUAGCUUAGGCAUAAUCCGAGUAAUCAAUGCUCGGAAUUUCUCUUUACUUAAGAGCUUGAAAGGACAUACUCAUAGGGUUACUGAUAUAAAAACUGAGAGGAAUGAGGCUUCACUUUUUUGUAGUGCAAGCGAGGAAUCUAUUCGCCUAUGGUGUAUUAGAACUGGUGUGUGCACACAUAGAGUUGAUUUAUAUGCAGAAUUACAACCUGUUCCACCACCUUCUUCUCUGGAUUUUUACGUGCGUAAUAGGUUUUGUAUCUUAAGUUGUGGGGAAGAAACAGGUGUAAGAUUGUGGUAUCUGCAAGGGAAAGCUUGGAAAGAUGGAUGGUUAUUUAAGAAGAGAAAGACCCAAAAACUGGAUGCUUACGGAGCAACCCCACAAUUACUUACUGUAGACUCCAAUGUGGAUUUUAUUCGUUGUCUCGAUCGUACUAUUUUAACACGUAUGCCCCCGGAUGAGUUGGUGUUGUUUAAUUAUUUGGGUUAUGGGGAGGAUGGGAACCGCGAUCAUAUAAGAUCAUUUCCUAUUGUUAGCUCGUCAAAGUUUGAGAACAACUUCCAUUUCACACUUGCAGUGGGUAACAAUGAUGGACACAUUGUAAUCUGGAAUUUCUCUAGACCGAAAAAUCCUCGAAAGAUUGCAAUGCUUACAGACGGUGAUGAUUUACCAAUCACACAUACUGCCAUUUCUAAUGAUGAAUGCACUAAAGUUAGCAUCAACAAUGAUGGAAGAGUUAUUGUAUGGAAGCGUGCAACAUGA